Messenger RNA from Wasmannia auropunctata (little fire ant), 4248 nucleotides. RefSeq lists its product as uncharacterized. The transcript has 2 exons. The record is from RefSeq and is a predicted model, not a curated record. NCBI's taxonomy places the organism in Eukaryota, Metazoa, Arthropoda, Insecta, Hymenoptera, Formicidae. Bases 103 to 4248 code for a protein of 1381 amino acids.
GUCGUCGAGAGCGUUGCAUUGUGCUCCCUCGCGUGAAUGCGCGCCCGUCGAAAACAAUGCAUGGGAAUAUAUUUUAACGUCAAGGAAGUUUGAUAUCGAACUAUGGAGAAAAAGGGGCUGCGCAAGAAAGACAUACUGAGGAUGGACGGCCUCCUGCCUCCGACCCGACGUUUACCAGUCUGCGACGCGGUAUCAAGUGCCUCCGAUAAGAAGAAGGACAAGAAGUGGUCGUUGGGGGGGAUUCUCCGACGGAUAUCUUCGAUAAAAGAUUACGACAGUUCCUCCAACGACGAGGAGAUCGUCUACUGCAAGAGAACGCCGAGGAAGCCCACGCGGUUCAACAGGCGAGUCGACGGUGUUAUCUUGCAUUCGAUAGAGAACAAUUCGGAGCGCGAUAAGCGGACGAGAGUGGAGAGCGACGCUCGCCACGCGACGGACUCUCGCCGAGACUCGCUGCAAUCGCGCAGCAGCGACGGUUCGUUGGACGGCUUGGGCAAGAAGUUCCGGCGGCACAAGCUGAAGGCGCGGGCCGAGGCGAAGAGGGAUCAUCUGCGCGCGGGCAGCAGCUCCGACGAGGACCGCUGCAGCAGGUCCAACAGCUCGCUAAACCGAUUCCAUGUCGCCGCGGACGGCGCGCAGAACGGGAGCGGCCAGAGGAGCAACAUGUGCAACAGGCGAACCCGCGCCGCACGUACGGAGCGUUACAUCAAGCGCUUGUCUCGCGACGAGGGCAACGGCAGCGGCGACACUUUGAACGACCUGUACAGCAAGAGGUGCUCCACGGACUACACGGAUCGGGUCGAGGAUAAGGUACGCGCGACUGCUUACGCCGACGCGAACGGACUGUGUCGGCCGCCCGUGCACCCGCCGCCGCGCCGAUCGGCCGCGUACUCGAGCGGCCGAUCGGCUCAGCAGAGAUCCUCCGCGGAAAGUCUGCGGGAAGUCGCGGAACGCGCGAGUUUACCGCGUCCCGAGGUCUGGGGCGACGUCAGGAGAUACUCCACGGGGCAGUACAUCACGGAUCUGAAUCAGAACAACACCUACCGGAAGAUCUCGCGGCAUCUCAGCGACGACGUGUACAACGCGGACGGCCAACAUCGAGCCGGCAACUUCUUCACGUAUCCCGCGAAGGGCGCGUGCCACUAUCCGGAAUCGGCGCUCGACCACGCCGUCGAUCGCCGGCGACUAAUCAAUCCGGACAAUCAGCCGCCCGUGCCGCCGCCGAGGGAUCCUCGUUAUCGCUCGUUCGGUUACAGUUCCUAUCCGACGAACAGACACCAAAAUGUGCCAAAUUACUUUAAGCAAGAGGACAAUAAGAUUUGCGCCGCAGGCGGAACGCCGAGAUCCGAGGACUGGAUGAGGGGCUUUCGGUCGUACGGGUCGAACAACGAGGUCGCCUGGCGCGACGUGACGGAACGCGAGCUAGGAAGCUUCGCGUCGAGUCCCACAGCGGAAUUCCGUAAUUCGCUGGAGCGCGUGAACAACAAGUACAACUCGAGUUAUCACCGCGCGAACGAGAUGUCGGCCUACAAAGAGAUCGAGACAACGAGGCGCAGAAAUAUUCGUAACGAUCAGCUCAAUCGCAGCGACGCGAAUUACCGCGUGCGCGAGGCCAGGAAUAAAUCAGCGAACAUCUGCGAGGCGAGUAAACAUCAUCAUCACGAGACGAUCUCGUCGCACGCAUCUGCGUCCGAUUGGUCAUCUGGAAGAUCUCCCUGCGAGCAGCGUGUUUCGCGUAUCAUCACCCCCCCGUCGACGCGUGCGACGACGGUCGAGGCCGGGGACAAGAGAGAGAGGAACAACAGAGAAGCGACGCCGACCGAGGAGGCCCUGCGGGAGAGACGGAGAAGCUCGAGGAACCUCGAGGAGGCGCUGUCCGAGCUGGAGGCGAUAUACAACAGCCUCCGCCUCGGCGACGAGGAUCUGCUGGAUCGCGCGGAACGCCGAAGUAUGGAGGAGUUCAAUCAGAGGCAAGGUAAAAGCGAGCUCGACGACGCGACGGCGAUCGCACCGCCGCCGGACUCGCCGGACCGGACCAAGGAUGACAUGGCCUACCGGCGGAUGCACCCCAAGGAGAGGCCCACGUCGCUCUCGGACAUCGCCGGACAGUCGACUCUGUCCAGCAUCAGCUAUCUCAUCGCCUCGCCCGUCCUCUCGCGCAGAGACUCGGCCGACGAUCUCGCGCGCCUGUCGUCGGCCGCCUAUCCGUCCCGUCGCGACCAGCCGGACGUGACUCGCGACGACGUGGUCUUCCGCAGCAUAAGCCACGCCAACAACACGCUGCGGGUGAUCGAUCCGCAGCCGCCGUUCGGCAUACCGCUCGGUCCGGUCAGCGCGGCGACCGAGAGCGAUUACCUGCACACGACGCCGACGAAGUCCGAGCAGCCGCGCUCCCUGUACAUACCGCAGUGCGAGCCCGACGUGGUCACGGACGAUCUGGCUUACCGAGCCCUCAGGAAGGACGCCGUCGCGACGCGGAGCGUCGAGGGCAAGCCCGACGGCGCGAGGGAGCAGCCGCCGCUGCAGGAGGCCGCGGGCGGCAUGAGGAAGAAACGCGCCGUCAGAUCGCUGUCGGCCAAUCUCUACGGGCUGAUCAAUCACGAUCGGAUUCACCUGCAACGCGAGCCCAGCCUCGACGCCAUCAGGGACGAGAUCCAAGACGUCACGAGGAACUUCGCCGCGACGUCCGAGCGACCGGAGCACCUCCGGCGGGUCGUGAGCGACGGCGAGCUGUCCGAUAACGACGCGCACAGGUGGAAGGAGCUGCAGGCGGUUAAAGGAGGGGCUAUCGAUAUCAACGGCAAUCAUCCGGCGAUGGGCGCGUACCGGAAGAAGCAAUGCGCUUACGUAUCACCGGAAACGACGCGGCAGAGUCCCAAAAAGGAGAGGGAGGAGUCGGGUAUCGCGGAGCUAUCUGACGCCAUGCUGUCUUCAAAGGCCAUCCUGAACGACAGUUUUUGGCACGAGUACCUGCAGCCGUCGGAUUCCAACGUUUCGGCAGCCAAUAACGGUCGCAGCACGGAGACGGACUUCACCGCGUACAGUCGCCUCUGCCAAGAUUUGGUUAAUUUGAUAAAAGGCGACGACGACGACGACGACGACGCGGCAACGUCGCCGAUCGUAUCACCGAACGCGGACGAUUCCGGAGUGAUCGUCACCACUGCCGAUAAAUCGAAUGACAACGUCAGACUCGAGGUCGACGAACCUCCCCCGGCGAGGGUACGCGUACGCUCCUCGGGUAGCCGGUCACCGUGGCGCGCCAACGACGAGCGGAAUGUCGAAAGCGAGAAGACUGCGAGCUCGACGAAUUCGAAUUCCACGAGGUCCACGUCGUCGAGCUCGACGCCGGCAGCCAACAACCUUGACUUCUAUCUACGCGUGGCGGAUGAAAACGUCAAGCUGAUCGCGGAGGCCUUCGAGAACGUGGCCGACCGCCUACGCGACAGUCGUCUGUCCGCCCGUAAAACAAGUCCGUCGCUGUCUCGCGGCGGUGGCUCCGAGAAUGAGGACCAAAGCGGCGGCGGCGGCGGCGGCACGCGCAGAAGCUCCACGUCGUACAGCCUGCAGGGCGAUCUAACGAGCGACGAUCGUUCCAGCAGCGUCGAGACUUCGAGACUCGAGGAGAUCGUUCGCGUAGCUUCUUCUUCGAAUGGCGACUCCUUGACGAGCAAUGAGGGGGACCAAGGUAACGCCAGCCUACUCGAGGACGCUGUUUCCACCGCCGACGCGGAGCUGGACCUAUCCAGGGCCGUUCGCGAUCUGCAACUGGCCGCGGCCAGUCUCUACGAGCACGAGCGGGAGAUCGGGGAUCUGGGUGUAGCCGAACGCGGGCGGACCGACGACGCGGCGACGCCGCCGUUCGACAGCGCGGACGACGAGAGCGAGGACGGCGCGAUCCGCAGGAUCAGCCUGAUCGCCGACGCGCUGAGGCAGGAGCCGCAGGAGCGGGAACGCGAUCAGGAGGAGACCGUGGUACUGCCCGGCGGGAUCGAGGCGCGCGGCGACGGCGGAGACGAGGCGCGAGGCCGGGCGAGCCGCCGCGAAGGUGAGCGCACAGUGUGCGUGCUUGAUCGCACGAGAUCGCGCGGCGCCGCCGUCGGGGACGAGACGCGGCGCGCCCCCCGUGUUGUCACUAACCUCUCAACCGUCCCGGUAACGACGUGCACCACGCUCUUGCUCGCUUGUCUCCUUGCAUUGCUUUUAGCGAUCGUCCUGGCGCCCGCGAGGAGCCGUCCGGCCGAUCGUUAG